UGUGUGUGUGUGUCUGUGUGUUGCGCGUAUGCGUACGUAUCAGUUAUUUCUUCUGUCUUUCGUAUUACAACAAAUAUUUCACCCAAAUGUAGCUUAGAAGCGUUAGUGGCCCAGUUUUCAAAGAAGAAACAUCCUGUUGCCGAUCAACAACUACCUUAUCGCCAACAAAUAUAAUAAACACAUUAAUUUCACUUAUAUCUGACAUACGCGGACACACAUUUAUUCCAGUUACAAUCUAACAGACACACAGGCAUUGUGCUCUCUUCGGAAACACUCUUAUAUUUUAUUGUUGCUUUCGGUAAAACAGCACCAAAUUUUGGUGUCACUUCGUGAGUGAUUCCUACUUUGUAUCCUUCCUUGGUCUCUUAUCCUAACAUUUAGACCCCUCAAACCCUGUCCUCAUUUACUUUGAGGUACCUCUCUGUCCUCUACCUCUGUCCCUCCGGUCCUCUAGCCAUUUCUUCCGCUCUUUGUUUCUGUCUCUCUCUCUCUCUGCCCUCCACCUCUGUCUCUAAUGUUCACUUGUUCACUUUCUGCUCAACUCUAACUGCUUCUUAUAUAGAAUAUGGCCAACUUAGCUAACAUCCACGCCAGGGAAAAUGUUAUUUCCGACGACUACAAAAUCACAGACAAAGUACUUGGUUUAGGAAUUAACGGCAAAGUAUUGGAAUGUUACCAUCGUAAAACUUGGGAGAAAUAUGCCUUGAAGGUUCUUCGAGAUGAACCGAAAUCAAGGCGAGAGGUAGAUCUUCAUCUAAGAGCCAAUGGUUGUAAGAACAUAGUCAAAAUUAUAGAUGUUUAUUACCAUCCGUUCCCCAAAGUUCCAUCAAUCUUAGUUGUUAUGGAAUGUAUGAAAGGUGGAGAAUUAUUUACUAGAAUCCAAGAAAGAACAAAUUCAGCAUUUACUGAACAAGAAGCUGCUGCCAUCAUCAGAGAUAUUGCUACUGCUAUUGAUCAUCUACAUUCUAUGGAUAUUGCCCAUCGAGACAUUAAGCCAGAAAAUUUAUUGUACAGUAACAAUUCUGAAGAUGGUAUAUUGAAGUUAACAGAUUUUGGUUUUGCAAAAGAGACGAACACGUCUAAAUCAUUGAAAACCCCCUGUUUUACUCCUUAUUAUGCAGCUCCUGAAGUCUUGGGUCCUGAGAAAUAUGACACAUCAUGUGACAUGUGGUCCCUGGGAGUCAUCAUGUACAUAUUGUUAUGUGGUUACCCUCCAUUCUAUAGCAACCAAGGCUUAGCGAUAUCUCCAGGAAUGAAGAAAAGAAUUCGACGCGGCCAGUAUGAUUUUCCACCUCAGGAAUGGUCCAAAGUCUCACAAGAAGCAAAAGACUUGAUAAAGGGUUUGUUAAAAACCGAUCCAGAUGAAAGACUAACGAUCCGUGAUGUGAUGUCUAAUCCUUGGGUUGGGAAUGUUGUUGAUGUUCCGCCAACUCCUCUUUUAUCUAUAAUGAACCUCCAAGAUGAUGCCUCAGAAUGGUACGAUGUUCAGGAAGAGAUGACUAACGCCCUCCAGAGUAUGCGAGUAGACUACCAUUAUCAUGUGAAGAACCCAAAAGAUUCCAAUAACAAACUGCUGCAAAAACGAAUGAAUAGACCGUAUGGUAGCAACAAACCAUUUAUUAACUUAAGAAAUUAGAAAUUUAAAGAAAGGCCAAUCAAAAUAUGAAUUGUGACUGUUCCAAAUUAGAGAGAAAAUUCCCAGCUCAGAAAUGUUUAGUUGAAGUCAAGCCUGAAAAUGUUCGCAGCAGAAUAAAAAAUCCUUGAGAAGAAGAAACUGGAUUUUAAACUUUUUUUUCGUCUUUAAUUUGAAAGAAAAAUUUUUUUUUAUACUUUUGUAAGAAUUUUUUGUUAUAUCGUAAUCUUUUAAUGGACAGAUUACUUAUUCUAGCUUGGACUGUGUAUGUGCCGGAGCAUAUGUAUAUUUUAUCAAUACAUCUUUUGUAGAUUUUUAAAACAAGUAUAAACUUAAUUUUAAACACACAUUUUAUGAGCUUAGAAUUAAAUGUUAAUGAAUCGUCUAAAUCUAAAAUAUAAGUGUUUAAAAAUAUUGUAGCAGAAAGUAUUAUUAUUUUAACAUACACAAAACCAUUUCAUUCAGAGCAGGACUUGACUCCAGUUUGAGAUAUAUUUAGUAUAAAACAAGAAGAAAUUUCAAACAAAUAACCACGUCUGAGCUUCAGAACCAUGUGAAACGCAACUAAAAUGUUUUUCUGCAUUUCAUUCGGGUAUUGUGAGAAUUUUUAUGGAAGCUUGAAUUUAAGGUCACUUGAAAAUAAUUAUGAAAUACAACGAACAUAUAUUGGCAAUACUUUACAUGGCUGCAAGAGUCCUUCAUAUCGGUUAAACUGUGUUAAACAAGGUUAAGUGAAUGCAUUUCAUCAACUACUGUCACUUAAGUUUUCUCUUUUAUAUUAAUAGUUCAAUGAAGGACCAUGGGAAAUGUUUAUUUCUUUUCUUUUUAUAAUUUUAAUUUUUUUUUUUUAAUAAUUUUAUUCUUCAUAAAAAAAGAAAAACAAUUUAACCAACUUAUCCAGACCCGAAUUAUUGCUCUCACCCCACCGAACACCAUAUCAAAAGCUUCGUUAGUUUUGUAAAUAAAAGUAAUUACUGGAUACAGUGAUGGGUUCA
Octopus sinensis (East Asian common octopus) is the source of this 2628-nucleotide messenger RNA. Its product is annotated as MAP kinase-activated protein kinase 2. Gene Ontology annotation, cellular component: nucleus; cytoplasm. The record is from RefSeq and is a predicted model, not a curated record. Lineage: Eukaryota; Metazoa; Mollusca; Cephalopoda; Octopoda; Octopodidae. Gene Ontology annotation, biological process: intracellular signal transduction; protein autophosphorylation; peptidyl-serine phosphorylation. Gene Ontology annotation, molecular function: ATP binding; calcium-dependent protein serine/threonine kinase activity; calmodulin binding. Bases 566 to 1636 code for a protein of 356 amino acids. The transcript is spliced from 10 exons.